This is a messenger RNA of Rotaria sp. Silwood2, 411 nucleotides long. NCBI's taxonomy places the organism in Eukaryota, Metazoa, Rotifera, Eurotatoria, Philodinida, Philodinidae. The record is from the annotation of a GenBank genome assembly.
AUGCCAUCAAUAACUGAUCUUGCUAAUUUACUUGUACUUUUGUCAUUAUCAGUUGAUUCUUAUCAAUCAUCAUGUCAAGUUAUUUCUCAACAUAUUAUUCGACAAACUAAAAUAACGACAACAACAGCUAGUACAGCAUCGACUAUUACGAACCUUUCAAGAGCAGUUCUUAUACCUGCUCGUAUUCAAAUUUAUCGACAUUUUAUCAAUGAAAACCGAACAUAUGAAAAACGAAAACGAGGUACAAUGAUUAAUUUUCCUUCUUGGUUUUUAUUACUUUAUCAAACAUGUCUUUCACUACUUAAUGCUUAUUGCAAUAGUCCUUCAACGAUUCCAGCAUAUGAUAAUCUUUCGAAUAUUUUUGAUAGUUAUUGUUGUUCAAUUUGUGAAGAAUUAUUUGUUUUUCUUUAA